Messenger RNA from Eruca vesicaria subsp. sativa (arugula), 735 nucleotides. The record is from the annotation of a GenBank genome assembly. Lineage: Eukaryota; Viridiplantae; Streptophyta; Magnoliopsida; Brassicales; Brassicaceae.
AUGGAGAAAACAGAGGAAGGCGUCGGAAUAAGAGUCUACACGGCGACUCCGCCGCAAAAACCAUCACCAUCACCACCCUCUCGUUCACCAAAACCUUUAUUAAUCUCUUCACUUCCUUCACUCCCGGCAGGAGCCGCAGCCGGAGGAGGAAGAGGUCGCAAACGUCGCAUGGUCGCUCAAGGAGUUCAAAAAACGGUCUCAAAAACAUCAAUGAUCGUCAACUUCCUUCCGACAGGAACUCUCUUGAUGUUCGAAAUGGUUCUCCCGUCUAUCUACCGUGACGGAGACUGCAACGGAAUCAACACGCUCAUGAUCCAUCUCCUCCUCCUUCUCUGCGCAACGUCUUGCUUCUUCUUCCACUUCACCGACAGUUUCAAAGCCGCGGACGAGAAAAUGUAUUACGGUUUCGUUACGCCACGUGGACUCGCUGUGUUCAUGAAACCGCCGCCGCCUGAGUUCGGAGGCGGUGACGCGUUCGCGGAAGCGGCGAUUCCGGUGACGGAUGAGAGGUAUAAGUUGAAGGUUAACGACUUUGUUCAUGCAGUGAUGAGCGUUUUGGUGUUUAUGGCGAUUGCGUUUUCGGACAGGAGAGUCACGGGUUGUCUGGUUCCGGGGAAACAGAAAGAGAUGGAUCAAGUUAUGGAGAGUUUCCCAUUAAUGGUCGGAAUUGUUUGCAGUGCUCUGUUUCUUGUCUUCCCGACCACUCGACGUGGUGUUGGAUGCAUGUCUGCUUGA